Saccostrea echinata is the source of this 866-nucleotide messenger RNA. RefSeq lists its product as uncharacterized. The transcript has 4 exons. Lineage: Eukaryota; Metazoa; Mollusca; Bivalvia; Ostreida; Ostreidae. The coding region runs from base 293 to 778 and encodes 161 amino acids. The record is from RefSeq and is a predicted model, not a curated record.
AUAUUUGUAUGUAGCAAGAAAUUUGACUUAGAAUACGUUUCUAUUCAUAUUAAUAAUUAGAUCUAUCAGAGAGAGAGAGAAAGAGAAGUGAAAUGAAAUUAAUCUUGUGGUUAUUUACUGCUGGACUAUUUCUUAUGAUUCAGAUGUGUUUGUUACGGAGAUGUCCUGAAUCGUUAUCUACUAUACAAUAUGUGGAAUCCUGUCCAACAAAUGAGCAAGACUGGAGAUAUAGAGAGAAAUUAAAAAAAACUGUCGCAACAUACAACAACACUGUACAUUACCAGAGCGUUUUAUGUAUCACUGCACAGUCAAUGAAUGGAAGAACGCCACACUUGAGGUUUGCGCACCAAUGAGAAUAGUUUUUGGUCAUUGUGUGGAGUUUAAUGUGAGAGCUGCUAGAAUCCAACACAAUCGCCAGUCCUGCAGAAGAUUUACUAACCCUUGUCCAGUUCAUUAUGAUUCAACAGAUGUGUACAAAUACUCAAAAUGCUUUAGAAUUCAACAGACUUCAGAGUUAAAUCCUGAAAUCAUAUCCUUUGAUGAUGAAUCAAACAAUUCUGCUAUUUCUGCAAGAAAGGAUGAAAUUUUUGCUAAUGAACACUUGGAAGAAAACACCGAAAAGGGACACGGAAAUGGGGCUGAAAAACUAAUGAAAAUGAACCAAAUGUUGUCUAUAAUGUUGUUUGAAUUUGCUUAUGUUCUAUAUAUCACUACAGGUGUAUUUAAUUUUAAUGAGCCAUUUUUUUUUCUAUUUAAUAUAUUUUCGAAUCUAUAUUAGUCAAUACAAACGCUAUAUUUCCACCUAUUUAUUAAAUAGAGGAUAUUGAAUGUUUUGUGCUUGAAUACGGAAUUUAUUUCACGAGUAG